Messenger RNA from Magallana angulata, 3460 nucleotides. RefSeq lists its product as uncharacterized. The record is from RefSeq and is a predicted model, not a curated record. The transcript has 5 exons. NCBI's taxonomy places the organism in Eukaryota, Metazoa, Mollusca, Bivalvia, Ostreida, Ostreidae. Bases 694 to 2763 code for a protein of 689 amino acids.
AAAAAGUAUCAGUUUUUUCGUCUUUACUUCAAAUUUUCGUGAUGGCCACACCCUUCGAACAAAAUAAAGAAUAUGUCAUUUUAAAGGACAUUUAAAAAGGCAUAAAUAAUGCUUACUUUUAUUUUGUUCGAUAGGUGUGGCCACGUCGAAAAUCGAACUUUUCUUUCAGCGUCAAAAUCCUCAGAACGAUAAAAUCCCGGGAAACCCUAUUGUUUUAUAUAUAAUAACGGUGUUACAAUGUUGGUCUAAUUGAAAAACGGUUUUUAUUGCAAAUACAUGUAAAUAAAAUGUAUGGGAUUGCUUUAUUUCUUAGUUUUAUUGGGAAUAAUAAUAUAUCAAUGAAAUCUGGUCGUUCCAUUUAUAACAGGCCCUAUACAUAGCGUUAUAUAUUAGCCAGUGUUCUGACCGAUAUUUUUUUCUAUGAAAUUGUGGAACUUCACUUAUUAAUAUGAUGAUGCUUGAAAUAAAAAAAAAUAUAUCAAUAGGCAUAUUGUAAACUUUCGAUUGAUGCUUUUCCGAAUUCCUACCAUCGGCACCGUGUCGCCAUGGUCACUGUUUACUCAACGGGAGAUAACUCGAAAUGAUGUAGGCUACUAGAUUUCACAUAGCCAAAAUUCUGUUCAAGAUUGCGAAAAACACAAGCUUAGAAGAUGGAGGACACAUAGAUAUACCAUGGAUACAACGACUUGAAUAAUGCCCGGUGGUGGACCAAAGUUUUUUCCAUGUGUACUGUGUAACAAACGGACAAAGCCACGGGAGAGACGUAAAAUAACAACACAGGAAACUCAUUUCCUUCAGAAAACCUUUCUUAUUACAGUCAAAGAUACUAAUGACACAUUGUGCAACAGAUGUAGGCAUAAAUACUAUGCUGCAGAAAGACAGAAAAUUCAAGUUGUCGCUAAAAAUGAUGAAAGCAACGAUGAAUACAUUCCCACACCAAAACGUCCAAAAUCCAGCGCUCUAUCAAGUCCACCCUCUAUCUCUUUGUCGAUCCCCUCUACCCCUAAAAGUCAUGCACAGUGCUUUUUGUGUAAGCGUCCGGGACCAAAGCUGGUGGUGGUACCAUCAAACGCGAGAUUUGAUGUGUUCAUGAACUGUGAGAUUAUUGUACCAGCGGGUAGUCGAUGUUGUCCCAAUCAUUUGGAAAAUGGUGAAUUUAAAGCCGAUAUGUUGCAUAGCAUAAAGACAGCAAAUAGCUCACUCCUUAGCAGGACGUCUAUUACUGAACUGAUCAAAAGUUUACGAACAGCUGCACAGCAAAACGAAAAUCGCAGAAUUGAUUUUGAAACAUCGUCCAACCUGACAAAUAAUGAUUAUUUGAAUCUGACUGGAAUAUGCAAAGACGCUUUCGAUGAAAUCUGUGCAUCAGCUUUAAAAGAUCUUAGAAACACACCCGCUAGGACCACACGAACAUCUUUGGGCAUUUUCUUAUUCAAACUGAAAUCUGGACUUUCCAAUAAAAUACUUUCAACCAUCUUCAACAUUUCUAAAUCUAGUUUGCGUCGAGCCAUAGCAUCUGUAAGAAAGUCUCUCGUUGCAUCUUUUGUUCCACAGAACUUGGGUCUUCAGCAUAUAUCACGUGAAGAGGUAAUUGAAAAGCAUACGAAACCUCUAGCGCAGACAUUGUUUGGAGAUAUUGGGAAUUCACAAGUGAUUUUAGUAUUAGAUGGUACUUACAUCUAUAUCCAAAAAAGUAAUAAUUUCCAUUUCCAGAGACGUUCGUACAGUGUCCACAAAGGAAGACCGUUAGUGAAAGCGAUGGUGGUCGUAACGACAACAGGCCAUUUUGUAACAGCGGUUGGACCUUACCUCGCAGAUAAUAAGAACAAUGAUGCAAACAUCCUUACCCAUAUGCUAAAGUCAAACUUGGAAGACAUUAAACACUGGGUGCAAGAAAAUGACAUAUUUGUUGUCGACCGGGGUUUUAGAGAUGCAAUAAGUCUACUGGAGGAUAUGGGGAUAAAAUCAGAAAUGCCAUGCUUCAUGAAACGAGGGGAUAAGCAACUGUCGACAGAGGAUGCUAAUGCUAGUCGUUUGGUUACAAAGGUGCGAUGGGUAGUGGAGUCGGCGAAUGCCCGAAUAAAGAGGUGGAAGUACCUUGACAAAGUUAUCCCAACAAACCAAGUCCCUUACAUUGGAGACUACAUAAGAAUUGUCUGCGCCAUCUCUAACAAAUUCUUACCUCCACUAUCACCAGCCCAUGACGACGAUGUUGCAGUGGCGGCUAAAAUGUUGCAUCUUAGUCGUCAGGUCAAUGUGCUGAAAGAGCGAGUGGAGGCAGAGAGCUUGCACAGUAGGAAAUCCUCGAUGUGGAGAGAUGCUUCAACCAUCGAUGAUUUCCCGAAAAUGACCGAGGAACAGCUACGUGAGAUGACAUGUGGGUCCUACCAGCUUAAACUCUCAAGGUGCUACAUCCAAGAGCACCUUGACGGAAACCACGACAUCCUCGUUCAUAGAGAAGAUCCACAACUUCUAAAAGUUAAGAUGCAGAGCAGACACGUGUCUUCAAAAGCACAUGUCUUGUGGAUAUCCUACAACGAAGUUGAGGUCACAGCAUGGUAUUGUCUGUGUAAGACCGGGGCGAGAGUGGUUGGUGUGUGUGCACACGUUGCGUCCGUCCUGUGGUAUCUCGGGUAUGCCAGACACAAACAGGACUCUUUGAAUAUUGGGGUUAGGAACUGGGGGGUCUAUGUCGAAGACGCAGCCAGCCUUCCAGAACCAAUAGACGCAUCUGACAGCGAGGACAGCACCAUAGAAGAAUGAACACUUUAAAAUUUACUUUUGCACAUACUUUGUAUUGGUAACGUGGUCUCUCAGUUUUCUCAUUAUAGAUGUUUAACUAUUUAAGCAACAUUGGUUUUUUUUCCCAAUUUAUGAACAAUAGUGAACAUAUUUGAUGGCAAAAAACAGAUAAUGAUAAUAUAUAAUAUUUAGCUAUGAUAUUCUUAUUUACGUAAUUGCAUUUUUUACCCAUAUAGUAACAAUUUUAUUUCAUUGCGCUAGACUUAUUGCUUAAAAGUUAUUGUGCGCACAUAAUAGUACUAUAGUAUAUGUUUCUUUUGAAAAGAUGGACAUUUUAAAGUGUUGCAUUGGAUAUCCGUGAGAUAAACGGGUAUAUGAUCUUAAUGAUGCAUUCAUUUAUUAAUUAUACCACAUGCAAUGUAUAUUCAUGUUGAAUGGUUUCUAGUUUGUUAAAAUUGGUGCAAAAGUGUUAUUGUUAUAUUGAUGUUAGUUGUAGUAUCAUUGAUAUUUAUUAUCAACUCUGACAUGUAAUAAAUGUGACGUCAGUCACGUCAUUGAACGUUUGUAAUUUUAACAUUAAACAAGCGCUCUUUCCAUGCGUCGUUCAGCAUGGAUAGGGACCAAACCAAACCAAGACUUUUAUUUUUGUGAAGUAUAUUGACCUGAGAUUGUUUCCUGGUUAUAUCGUAAAAUUCGGAGACUAGGCUGAUUUUGACCC